Fusarium pseudograminearum CS3096 is the source of this 1041-nucleotide messenger RNA. RefSeq lists its product as uncharacterized. Lineage: Eukaryota; Fungi; Ascomycota; Sordariomycetes; Hypocreales; Nectriaceae. Bases 1 to 1041 code for a protein of 346 amino acids. The transcript is spliced from 2 exons. The record is from RefSeq and is a predicted model, not a curated record. Gene Ontology annotation, cellular component: cytoplasm; nucleus.
AUGGGAACAACAAACCUCACAGAGAUCGACGCUCAUGAGCAGCCGUCUGAUGAGAUGCGUGCUGAGUGGAAGGGUUAUAUGCGUCAAGAUCACAAAAGCCUGCUUAACGACCCCCGCAUCGAUGAUCCACGAGCUCCCCUAGAAGAGUCUGGUUUUCUUCAAGUCUCGGCCAUCUCCAAAGAGCAAAUUGCUAAGAGCUUUGCUCGACUACACCCUGACCUGGCGUCCGAGGUCAACAGUGACGUCCAGGUCAUCCAUCAUCCGCUGCUACCAGGUCUGCUGAUCAUCCCCUCACUUUUGCCGCCAUCCGUGCAAAAGACUUUACUGGAUCGUAUGGUCCAUCGCGAUCUCAGCGAGCAGAAGCACCAGACCAAUUUACAUCUACACUACAAUCUACCAUACCCAGAGGGAAACGACCAAGACGAGAAAUCCUUCUUUUCCCUUGAUCCAGAAACCCCUGCCUCGUUCAUGCCAAAAGACUCCAGCGUCCAUAAGCCGCUUUCUAUCAAGCAGGUCAUGCAACGAAAACUGCACUGGGUAACACUUGGUGGCCAGUAUGAUUGGACCAAUCGCAUUUACCCACAAGGCUUGCCGCCGCAGUUCCCAACUGACAUCUCUCACUUGUUGAAGGACCUGUUUCCCGAGACUGAUGCACAGGCAGCCAUUCUUAACUUCUAUACACCAGGCGAUACCAUGAUGAUGCACCGGGAUGUAAGCGAGGAGACAGACAAAGGACUCAUCAGCCUGAGCUUUGGCUGCGAUGGCCUUUUCAUGAUCGCUCCUAACGACCUGAAAUCAGGUACUCGGAGCGAGAUACCGGGCGAAAAGCAAUACCUGCUGUUGAGACUCAGAUCAGGUGACGCUAUUUAUAUGACGCAUGAAUCAAGGUAUGCCUGGCAUGGAGUGCCGAAAGUGCUCAAGGACACGUGCCCUGCGUAUCUUGAAGACUGGCCAGCUCGUGCCGAUGGAAAGUUCUCGGAAUGGCGAGGAUGGAUAAAAACCAAGAGAAUCAAUCUGAAUGUUCGCCAGAUGCGGGAUUGA